Chrysochloris asiatica (Cape golden mole) is the source of this 2032-nucleotide messenger RNA. RefSeq names its product ubiquitin associated protein 1 (gene UBAP1). Lineage: Eukaryota; Metazoa; Chordata; Mammalia; Afrosoricida; Chrysochloridae. Gene Ontology annotation, biological process: ubiquitin-dependent protein catabolic process via the multivesicular body sorting pathway. Bases 500 to 1711 code for a protein of 403 amino acids. The record is from RefSeq and is a predicted model, not a curated record. The transcript is spliced from 6 exons. Gene Ontology annotation, cellular component: ESCRT I complex. Gene Ontology annotation, molecular function: ubiquitin binding.
CCAAAGGGGCGGAACCGCGAGGGGAAGGAGGAGGGAAGUAGGACUUCAACAUGGCGGCUGCGGUACUGGCGGUGUCUACGGUGACGGCCUGGCUUGGGGCGGCCAGAGUUGGAGGCGGUGGCGUUCGCUUUCCCUAGGGGCUGUCAGGAGCUCUUCGGAGACCGAGCCUGGGCGGCCGGUCGGCGCCAGCACCUUUUGGCUUCUAGGACGGCAGCUGUUACGGCGUUCAGGGACUGUCAGUUACCUUGAUGAUGUUCCAUUUAAGAUAGGAGACAAAUUCAAAACACCAGCUAAAGUUGGUCUACCUAUUGGCUUCUCCCUGCCUGAUUGUUUGCAGGUUGUCAGAGAAGUACAGUAUGACUUCUCCUUGGAAAAGAAAACCAUCGAGUGGGCUGACGACCUUAGGAAAAUCAAAGAAACCCAGCAGGAAGCUGAGCGCAAAGCUGAGGAAGAGGACGCUAGAGUGAAUUCUAAGAGUGGCCCAGAGGGUGAUAACAAAAUGAGCUUCUCCAAGACUCACAGUACAGCCACAAUGCCACCUCCCAUUAAUCCCAUCCUUGCCAGCUUACAGCACAACAGCAUCCUCACCCCGACUCGGGUCAGCAGCAGUGCCACGAAACAGAAAGUUCUCAGCCCACCUCACACAAAGGCAGACUUCAAUCCUGCUGACUUUGAGUGUGAAGAGGACCCAUUUGAUAAUUUGGAGUUAAAAACUAUCGAUGAGAAGGAAGAGCUGAAAAACAUUCUGGUAGGAACCACUGGACCCAUUAUGGCUCAGCUAUUGGACAAUAACUUGUCCGGAGGAAACUCUGGGUCUGUGUUAGAGGAUGAAGAGGCAGUCUUGGCAUCCUUGGAGCAGGCGACCCUAGAUUUUAAGCCUCUUCACAAACCCAAUGGCUUUAUUACCUUACCACAGUUGGGCAACUGUGAAAAGAUGUCGCUGUCUUCCAAAGUAUCCCUUCCCCCCAUCCCUGCAGUCAGCAAUAUAAAAUCCUUGUCUUUCCCCAAACUUGACUCUGAUGACAGUAAUCAGAAGACAGCUAAGCUGGUGAGCACUUUCCAUAGCACAUCCUGCCUCCGAAAUGGCACGUUCCGGAAUUCCUUAAAGCCUUCCACCCAGAGCAGUGCCGCUGAGCUCAAUGGCCAUCAUACUCUUGGGCUUUCAGCUUUGAACUUGGACAGUGGCACAGAGGUGCCAACCCUGUCUCCCUCCUCCCAGCUGCCUUCCCUGUCUGUUUUGUCUAUGUGCACAGAAGAAUCAUCACCUCCAAAUACAGGUCCCACGGUCACCCCUCCUAAUUUCUCAAUGUCACAAGUGCCCAACACUUCCAGCUGUCCCCAGGCUUAUUCUGAACUGCAGACGCUAUCCCCCAGUGAGCGGCAAUGUGUGGAGACAGUGGUCAACAUGGGAUACUCAUAUGAGUGUGUCCUGAGAGCCAUGAAGAAAAAAGGAGAGAAUAUUGAGCAGAUUCUCGACUAUCUCUUUGCACAUGGACAGCUCUGCGAGAAGGGCUUCGACCCGCUUUUAGUGGAAGAGGCUCUGGAAACAAACCAGGGUUCAGAGGAAAAGAUGAUGGAGUUUCUUCAGUUAAUGAGCAAAUUUAAAGAAAUGGGCUUUGAACUCAAAGACAUUAAGGAGGCUUUGCUAUUACACAACAAUGACCAGGACGAUGCUUUGGAAGACCUCAUGGCUCGGGCAGGAGCCAGCUGAGACCAGGCUUUGCCCAGACCUUGCCACGGAACCAACCCACUCCCACCCCACCCCCCCAGGAGGCACCCUGCAGAGUCCACCUGUGGGGAAGAAGAGACACACUUCUGAUUUUUCUUUUGGGGGUGGGAGGUCAGGUAUGGAGACUGUGCUUGCCAGUUUCUACAACCUAGGCCCUGAGCUGGGGGGAAACUGAUGAAGACUUGGGCAUGUGAAUGCCCCCAGAACAUUCUUGGCUCCUCCUUCCAUAUGAAAUAUAUUUGUAUUUUGAGAAGUGUCCUUCCCACCUUGGCCCUUCAGAAACAGUCCUGGUCUUUCUGGGGU